This is a messenger RNA of Lactuca saligna, 1278 nucleotides long. NCBI's taxonomy places the organism in Eukaryota, Viridiplantae, Streptophyta, Magnoliopsida, Asterales, Asteraceae. The record is from the annotation of a GenBank genome assembly.
AUGGAGAAGCAGGAUUGCAUUAGACCCUCAUCACCUGUAGUUGCUCAUGAAGUGGUAACUCCAAUCCAAAUUGAUGUUGGUGAGGGUGAUUUAGGGUUAGCAUUAACCUUAUACAAAUCAGCAACACCUGAAUUUAGUAGGUCUAAAGGUUGGAAACAUAGUAAAGGGGCAUCGUCUUGUAGUAGAAUGCUUAAAUUGGAUUGGGAAGGUGCUGAAAAAACAAUGGCAAGUGGUGAAGUUGAUAAGGGUAAGGGUGUAGAAGGAUUUGUAGAUGAAUUUGUUGUAGUUGAUGCAGAAAAAGAGUUAAACAAAGAGAUUGAUGUGAAUGAAGAACUUGAUGUGAACAAAUCCAAUGGUGAGGGUGUAGAAGGAUUUGCAGAUGAGGGGUAUAGAGUUGUCAUGGAUAAUGAUCCUCAAGGAGUCAAUGAAUUUUCAACUAACAUCAACAUAGAUGAUGAGUUAAUGACAAACUUUCAACCUUUUGAAGGGUUUGAAGACGAAGAUAGCAUCCCAUUUAAUGGGUUUGAAGGCCAAGAUAAUAUUCCUUUCAAUGAUGAGUGCAGACAAGAGGAGCCUGAUGACAUUGAGUUUGAGAAUCAAAACAGUGAAGAUGAAGAUAGUGACUUUAUGAUUGAUGAGGACAACAUAAUUGAAGAUGUUGACGUUGACAUGGAGGAUUUCAAUCUAAAUAUUGAUAUAGAAGCAGAGUUCAAUGGAUGUCAAAGAAUGGGUGGUCAAAGAAAUGAAGAUAGUGUUGAAGAAGAUGAUUUGGAGGUAAUUGACAAUGACGAGUGGGAUUCACUAAGUGAUGACUCAGGGGACAACAGGAAAAGAAGAGAAAUGAUCAAAGAGCUGGGGAAACAAACCUUAUGUUCUGCUGGUGAGGUGCACAAGGUAGCUUUUCAUAUUGGGCAGAAAUAUAAAGCCAAGAAAGAAUUGAAAGAUAAAAUUGACCUGCAUGCUUUAGAGACAAGGAGGAAUAUCUCAUUCACAAAAAACGACAAGAGUAGAUUAACAGCUGUUUGUGAUGGAACUGUAGUUUUAAAUGCAAGUGGGGUAGGUGGACCUACCUCUGGGAAAAAGUGUCUUGCAGAAGAUCUUGACUUGUAUUCAAAUUCCAACUUCACCUUUAUCAGUGAUAGACAGAAGGGUCUUCUACCAGCCAUAGAACAAUUGUUCCCUAAUGCAGAACACAGGAAGUUUUUGACUGUUACAUGUAGUAAGUGUAAGCAAAAGGGUCACAAUGCCAGGACCUGCAAGGCCAAAGAUGGGAAUUGA